CCCCUGUUCUCUUAUUUGUCACAGGGACCCAAAGUAUGUGGAGUUCUCGGUUGUCUCCCUCUCUCCAGGCGACACACACAUCAGCACUGAGUGACACAGUAUAAAUGAGGAUCUCCUGACUGUUUAUUGACUGUUUGCAGCAGCAGCAUCAGCAGCACUCCAUUGAUUAUGUGAGGUGACAUGUUGGAAACAUAAGAGAAGAUGAUGAGGAAUUUAGCUCAGCAGGUGGGACUGUUUGUGUGCAGGACCAGCUCUGGUACAAGCGCUUGGAAUUCAGUCAUUUCAGCCAGUUAUUUCAGUGCUGGGAUCACAAGUUAUUCAAGGAGCACAGUUUAUCGGGGAUACAAAGCUUGGCAGAAUCUUUUAGAUUCAGAAAAGAGACGCUGGCAAAGGGCAUGUGCAAAGUACCAAGGUUUGGUGACAUCACUGGAGAAGCGUUUGUGCGACAUGCACGAGCGUUAUUCCACCGGUGAUGAAAAGGGAAUGAUCACAUAUGAGGACUACAUCUAUUUUGAAGACAAUGGCUGCAUAUGCCGUUAUAAACCAAAUACUGGUGAAGAUAGUCUUGAGGUUUUGCUGACUGCAGAAGACCUUGGAUUAGGGGAUUACGAAAUUCAGAAGAUUAGAGUCUCCCCUAAACAGAAGUUUAUGGCUGUAACUUUAAAAGGUUAUGAAAGAGAAGAAUCGACUUGCGUCGUUGUAAAACUGGACAAUGGGCCUCAAGUAACACAUUGUAUAGAAAAUGUUUUCAGUUGCGAGUGGGCGACUGAUCGUAUGUUACUGCACACCAGCCAAGUGAAUGUUCAGUGUCGGCAGGUCUUUGCAACUGACUUCAGUGAUGCCAACGGGGCUGCUCAACUGGUUUACACUGAAAAUGAUCCCAGGUUUUUCGUGGAUCUUUACUGCACCAGAGACAAGCGAUUUAUAACCAUAAACAGUAACAGUAAAAGUACCUCGGAGGUGAGGCUGAUUGAUAAUCGCUGCCCAUUUGAACCUCCUGUUCUGGUGCAGAAGAGAAUCGCCGGGGUCAUUUACUACAUAGAACACAGUAAUGGCUGCCUCUAUAUGCUCCGCCGUCACGGAGAAGCCGCAGAAUACAAGAUAUUGAAGGCAGCAGUAUCUUCUGGAAUGAAACACUGGGAGCCUGUGUAUGAGGUCCAAGAAAGAACAAAGCUUGUAGACAUGGAGAUGCUGAAGGAUCAUUGUCUUCUCUUCCUGAAGAACCACAACCAGCUCUCUCUGGAAGUCAUUGGUCUCCCUAGUGGAGCUGUGCUUCAGUCUAUCAAGCUGCCUGCUUGGGCCUGUGCACUGGAACUGGAUCAUCAGGCAGAAUAUGGAGCCGGCACAGUCGGUUUCUCACUUUCCUCUCCAGUACACCCUCCCGUUAAUUUUGAGUACUCUCUCCGGAAAAAGCAGUUGUCAGUAGAUACCAGCCAUAGAUCUGACGGAAUCCAUCAGUUUCAUACGCUGAGGCUAGAGGCCAAAAGCAAGGACGGCACGUCGGUACCACUGACACUGCUUUAUAAGGACAGCGAGAAGCAGAUGAGACAUCGCCCCUUACUUAUCCACGUUUAUGGGGCUUAUGGGAUGGAUUUGAAUAUGAGCUUCAAAGUGGAGAAACGAAUGCUGGUUGAAGAGGGGUGGCUAUUGGCUUAUUGCCAUGUAAGAGGAGGAGGUGAAUUGGGGUGUAACUGGCACAGCGAGGGUGUUUUGGACAAGAAGCUGAAUGGUCUGGAGGAUCUGGGCUCUUGUAUAUCUCACCUGCAUGGCCUCGGUUAUUCCCAGCCGCACUACUCAGCCGUGGAAGCAGCCAGUGCAGGGGGAGUUCUGGCCGGAGCUUUGUGCAAUUCCGCUCCUCGUCUGUUUCGAGCAGUCGUACUGGAGGCACCGUUCUUGGAUGUUCUAAACACAAUGAUGAACGUGUCGUUGCCCUUGACCAUCGAGGAGCAAGAAGAAUGGGGAAAUCCAUUAUCCGAUGAAAAAUACCACCGCUAUAUAAAGAGCUACUGCCCUUAUCAGAACAUCACUCCUCAGAAUUAUCCUUGUGUUCUGAUAACCGCCUAUGAAAAUGACCAGCGUGUUCCAAUACAGGGAUUGCUGGGAUACAUUACCAGACUAAGGAAAGCUGCCAGGGAUUACUGCCAUGAAUCCAGAACGUCAGAGUCUAGGAUUCCUCAUAUAUAUCUAGAUGUUCAUCCUGGUGGCAGCCAUUGUGACUCACUAUCAUGGGAGGAGUCACUGAGAAAGGUUGCGACGCAGCUUGCUUUUCUUCACAUGGAGCUUAAACUGGAUAUACCUCGUCGCUGCAAAGGCUCGACUCAAUAAAACGUCACUGGUGCA
Molecule: messenger RNA, 2340 nt
Organism: Xenopus laevis (African clawed frog)
Lineage: Eukaryota; Metazoa; Chordata; Amphibia; Anura; Pipidae
Gene: prepl.L
Product: prolyl endopeptidase-like L homeolog
Biological process (GO): proteolysis
Cellular component (GO): Golgi apparatus; cytoskeleton; cytosol
Molecular function (GO): serine-type endopeptidase activity; serine-type peptidase activity; peptidase activity
Source: RefSeq, marked provisional